Schizosaccharomyces octosporus yFS286 is the source of this 2137-nucleotide messenger RNA. RefSeq names its product DinB translesion DNA repair polymerase. Gene Ontology annotation, biological process: error-prone translesion synthesis. Bases 347 to 1981 code for a protein of 544 amino acids. NCBI's taxonomy places the organism in Eukaryota, Fungi, Ascomycota, Schizosaccharomycetes, Schizosaccharomycetales, Schizosaccharomycetaceae. The transcript is spliced from 5 exons. Gene Ontology annotation, cellular component: nucleus. Gene Ontology annotation, molecular function: DNA-directed DNA polymerase activity; damaged DNA binding. The record is from RefSeq and is a predicted model, not a curated record.
UAUAUUAGCAAGUAUAUAAUCAAAAAAGUAAAAAUCCAUUUUUGCGACUGAAAAACUUCUAAAGUGUAGAUCAAAGAUGGAUAGGACUUAACAAUUUUAGAAAGAUAUAUUAUAAAAGUGCAAUCGAAAGCUCUGAGCGAUCUAGCUAAAUGAAUUGUUUUGGACAACUUAUUUCGUGAAUCAGCUUCAAUCCUUGUUUCAAUGUAUACUUGUUUUCACUAAAUAUUUAUUUUUAUAACGUGUCGAAGUUCACCUGUAAUACUAAUUAAGAUGCGUCGCGCUUAAUAAUAUAAACAAAAACCACCACUACACCAAAAACAAAUUUGCUUUUACUUGAAGUUUUUCAAUGGAACAAUGUGAAGGUAAUAAUAAUGACGUUGAAAAAGAAAGAAUUAUCUUUGAUGUACACAUGGAAAAAAAUCAAGAAGUAGAUGAUGAAGCUACUUUGAAACGACGCUUGGCUGGUCCUUCAGUGUUGAAAUCUGGUCAAGAAAGUGUCAAUCAAGAAAGAAUUAAUGAAAUAAUUUACUCAGCUUCUAAAGGAAGCAAGUAUUUUGAAGCAGAGCAGAAAAGAGACCUUGAACUUCGCAACAGAAUUGAACGUGUACAACAGGAGGUAAAGGAAUACUAUCGUAAACUUGAAUGCGAUAAGGGGUUUCAAAGGGAAUGGGCUGAACGUACUGAUGAGAUUGACGGUUACAUGCAAGAACUCCGAUCUAGUCGUGAUUUAAGUCAAGUAAUCGUGCAUGUAGAUUGCGACGCAUUUUAUGCAUCUAUUGAAGAGUUGAGAAACGAAAAUCUUAAGAAUGUUCCAAUGGCUGUUGGUAAAGGUGUUUUAUGUACUGCAAACUAUAUGGCUAGAAAGUUCGGCGUGCGAUCAGCCAUGCCAGAAUUUAUCGCAAGAAAACUUUGUCCAGACUUAAUCGUUAUUCCUCUGAACAUACCAGAGUAUGCGAAGAAAUCAAAGGAAAUACAGGAUGUACUAGCGGAGUAUGAUCAGAAUCUUUGCCCAGCUAGUAUCGAUGAGGUUUACAUGAAUUUAACUUCAUACAUUCACCUGCAUGAGCUUAGUAACGAUGAAGAUAAUAUACAGAAAGUCGUUACGCAAAUAAGAAAUAAAGUUCUGGAGGUUACUGGUGUCAGUGUCAGCUGCGGAAUCGCUGCUAACAAAUUACUAGCUAAAAUUGCUAGUAACAUGAAGAAACCGAACGAUCAAUUCUUUGUUUCAAAUGAAGCAGAAUUGAUUGAAAAGUUUAUGUUCGAAUUACCAACAAGAAGGAUUAAUGGGAUUGGCAGAGUAUUAGAGCAGGAGCUUCUUGGACUGGAUAUCAAAACCUGUGGAGACAUAAUUCAUAGUAGGACUCUCUUGUCCUAUGUCUUCAAGGAGAAAACAUUUCAAAAUUUAAUACAAUGCAGCUUGGGAAUUGGAUCUACCAUUGUUCAAGAUUUUGGUGAUAGCAAUAGAAAAAGCAUUGGCAGUGAAAUAACAUUUUCGAAAGCUAUUACUUCCGGUGGUCUCCUGGAAAGCAAGCUACAAUCUUUGUGUCAAAGUUUGGCAGAUGAUUUAUCGAAACGUGAUUUAAUCGCAAAUUCAAUUUCGAUUAAGAUAAAGACCGAUACCUUUCAAGUACACACGAGACAGAAAAACUUAAGAGAAUACAUCUACAAUGACACAGACCUUUUCUGCGAAGCUCUAAAAUUAUUGAGGGUGGAAUAUCCACUACGAUUACGGCUGUUGGGUGUUCGACUUAGCAAGUUGACCACCAAGUCAAGCUAUUUUGCUUGCCAACUUAAAUUCUCAAAACAAAACAGUGUCCCAUGUCCUGUUUGUCACAAAAACUUAGAAGAUGAUUUAAGCGUUGUAAACCAACAUAUCGAUCUUUGCCUAAAUACCGAAACAGUUAAGACAGUGAUAAACAAUGAAAAAAAAGGACCUCCCAAAAGAAAACGAAACACUAUAGAUGUUUUUUUCAGGCAUUAACUUUCCACAUUAAAAGGCCUCGGUAUAGUAUGGAAUAUUUUGGAUACAAUAUAGACGAAAGGUACAUUGAAAUGAAAAUAAGUCAAAAUUUAUUUACGUUCGAAAUAGAUAAUUAGAGUCGCUUAUCCAUUGGAUUUCAAACAUACUGAGAACCAG